This is a messenger RNA of Aspergillus eucalypticola CBS 122712, 1055 nucleotides long. Its product is annotated as alpha/beta hydrolase. The record is from RefSeq and is a predicted model, not a curated record. The transcript is spliced from 2 exons. Bases 46 to 810 code for a protein of 254 amino acids. NCBI's taxonomy places the organism in Eukaryota, Fungi, Ascomycota, Eurotiomycetes, Eurotiales, Aspergillaceae.
CCACCUACAACCCAAAUUACACAAGGAUUAAAAUCCCCAAAUACAAUGGCUACCGAGAAACCAUCAAUCGUACUCAUCCAAGGCUCCUUCCAGACCCCCCUCGUUUACGCCAAGUUAGCAGCGGGACUUCGCGACCUAGGAUACCCCGUCAUCCACCCAACCCUCCCCAGCUGCGCCGACGUAGAGGCCGAUGUCUUCCCAACCCGCACAAUGGAAGACGACACACGCACCGUCGCCGAAACCUUACAGCAGCUCAUCGAAAAAGAGGAAAGAUCCGUCGUUGUUGUAAUGCAUUCAUACGGUGGCAUCGUGGGCAGUACGGCUAUUCCCCAGUCCCUCGCCUAUACUUCCCGUCAAGCAGAGGGCAAGAAGGGCGGUGUUUUACAUCUCUUCUACUAUGCUGCCUUUGUUCUACCAGAGGGUACAUCCGUCAUAUCAACAUUUGGCGAGUCGCCGAACAAUUAUGUGACCUCGGACGGCCGCUUCCGUAUCAUGAACGGAGCCAAAACUCUGUACAGUGAUCUCCCGGACGGCGAAGCAGCCCUGUGGGAAUCGCGCCUCAUUCCGCAGUCUUACUUGGUACAAACCACCCCCACCACUCGGGCGGCGUAUGAGUAUCUGCCAUCUACCUAUCUCAUCUGUGAGGGUGAUCAGGCUGUACCGGCUACAUUUCAAGGCGGGUUUGCUAAGUUGGCCCGGGCGGAGAUUGAUCGCUGUAGCGCGGGUCAUUCGCCGAUGCUGAGUGAGCCGGAGAUGUUGGUGGAAAAGAUUGCGGCGGUGGUUGAUAAGGCGGUUGCGGCGUCUGUUUAGUUUGACAUAUGAUAGAGUGGUUCAGUUUGUUCGAUAUAUGAUAUAGCUAUAUAUAGUCAGUCCUAGAGGGGUGGUUCUUGUAAAGGGAGAUAGAUCUCUGGAAUAAAACACCGAUGAUCGGCGGUUAAUUCCCCUCCCCCUCUUACUUGGCUGGCCGUCAGAUUUUGGUGUCAUUGUUCACCAGUAAACAGCGCGUCUAUCUUGGAGAUAGUUAUGGUCAACUCGUCCCAAAUUGCCAAAUUGGG